UUGUCAACUAAACUAUCUACUUCAAUAAAUAAAACCAUUACAUUGUUUGUUUUUUUUUCUUCUCAAAUGGCUACCAACAUUCUAACCAUGACAAACCAUAAUUUUGAGCUAGAUUGUAAGAAAAUUCAUGAUUCUUUAGGUGGUUUGAGCCAACUUAUUCCAACUCUUGCUUGCUUAACCCUCCUUGAAAGACAACGACUAAGAGAGACUUAUAAGGCAGUGUAUGGUGAAGACUUGAUAGGUCAACUACAAAGAUAUGAAGAUGAUUUUUCUUCAAUGAAAUUUUCUUCUUUGUCUUUAUGGAUGAUUUGUCCACAUGAUAGAGAUGCUAUUGUUGCUAAAGAAGCUCUUCAACAAAAUGAGACCAAUUUCAAGGCUCUUGUGGAAAUUUUUGUAGGUAGGAAGUCAAGUCAUGUUGUUCUCAUCACACAAGCAUAUCACAAAAUGUUUAGAAGAAAUUUAGAUCAAGAUAUUAUAAAUUUGGACCCUCCACAUCCAUUUCAAAAGAUUCUCAUGGCAUUGUCAGCAUCACAUAAAGCUCACCAAUCAGAUAUUAGCCAUCAUAUUUCUAAGUGUGAUGCAAGGAGACUAUAUGAAACUGGUGAAGGAAGCUUAGGAGUUGUAGAUGAAGCUGUUGUACUAGAACUUUUAAGCAAGAGGAGUAUUCAACAACUAAAGCUAACAUUUUUUAGUUAUAAACACAUUUAUGGUCAUGACUACACAAAGUUUAUCAAGAGAGGAAACUAUGGACAUUUUGGUAAAGCUCUAAUGGUGGUUGUGAAAUGUAUUUGCAAUCAAGCAUAUUAUUAUGCAAAGGGUCUGUAUACAAGCAUCAAAAGGAAAAAAGACAUAGGAACUUUGGCAAGAACACUUGUAAGCAGGGCAGAAAUUGACAUGGAUGAGAUUAGAAGAGUUUUCAAGGAAAAGUAUGAGAAGGAACUUGGUGAUGUUAUAUGUGAAAGCAUUCCAUCUGGGGUCUAUAGAGACUUUCUAGUAGCUUUGGCUACAAGAUCUUCUACCAAUUCUAACAUCUAAAGCAAUUAGCAAAAAAAAGUUAUUGAGAAAAGUGUAAUUCAUAUUAGCUUUUUUGAGCUUCUUUUGUGAGUUGAAAAGCUUAUUCAGCUUAAUAAGUUGUAUCAUAGUUUGUCUGAUAUAAUUGACAUUGUUGAAAAAUGAUGUCUCUUUUUAAGAAGCAAAGCAAUUUUGCUAUAUUUAAAAUACUUUAUGUGGAUACCA
Molecule: messenger RNA, 1236 nt
Organism: Cicer arietinum (chickpea)
Lineage: Eukaryota; Viridiplantae; Streptophyta; Magnoliopsida; Fabales; Fabaceae
Biological process (GO): response to cold; response to water deprivation; response to salt stress
Cellular component (GO): cytoplasm; plasma membrane
Molecular function (GO): phosphatidylserine binding; calcium ion binding; calcium-dependent phospholipid binding
Source: RefSeq, a predicted model, not a curated record